UAAAAUUUACGCACAAAUCUGUUCCAGAAUCGGGAAAAAGCGGCGUAAAACGAUAUAGUAGUGGUUUUGGCACGUUGAAGUGAUUAUAGUUUCCCGCGGAAUGUGUUAUCUAGUGUGUGAUAGUAAAUUUUCCUGCAUCAGGCCAAAGAUCAUCUCGUGCAAGAAAAACAAAAAGUAAAAGAAAAAUUGUGUUACAGAAGCAUCAUCAGCAGCAACAGCAGCCACGGCAGAGCAAAUCGGAGCCUGCCGCAGUGAAACCAGAAAACAGACCAUUUUCGGAAUAAGGGUCACCUUGCGAUGAUAGGCACUGAUAAUAUUCUACAGUACUGCUAAAAACGUCUGUCUAUCGCUCAAAAAAGAAAUCAAAGUUCAUAUUCUACGACCUGUUACUAUGGCCAAUUUGACUGAGGGAGAUCAAAACUUUUGCAAUACAACGCAAACACCGACAGGUACAGGCACAACGGGGUCGACGGUGCCUAGUUCAACUACGGGGGCAACUACUACUACUACUGGGUCUACCGGUGUUACCCCAACCAGUGGUGGUGCUUCAGCGGCCCUAACUGCAGGAAGUGGAAGCGUAUGGGCGGAGUUUUGCGAGCGUCAUGCUCGCGCCGCCUCAGCUGAUUUUGCUCGUUCCUGUGUGAACUAUGUUACCAACAAUUUACCCGAAUCGGCACGACAUACUGUUUCACAUCGUGAUUUCAUGCGGCGGUUCAUCGAAUGCUUCCAGGAGCACUUUGAGCAUGAAUUCUACCGGAGACGUAUGCAAAAUAAAACCGGAAAUGGAACGGCGAUGGUAUUGGAAGAGAGUGACUACUCGGAGGACACCGAUUCGCCCAAAACAAAUCACAAACCCUUUUUUCGAAGGUUGUCCUUCAAAGGGCUACGCAAGGGAAAGGCACUAUUCCACAAGCAACACUCUGAUGAAGUGGAGUUAUCGGGAAGUAGAGUGAACAAAACCAAACUGGCCAAGAUAGUGGUAGAAUGUAGGAAAGAAGGAACGGUUAACUACUUGACGCCAGAAAGUCUAGAUCAGCCUAGCAACUCGCACAAAUGGGAAAAGUGUAAGCUCGUGCUAGUUAAAACGGUCGGCGGGUAUAUGCUUGAAUUCUACUCACCGCCAAAAUCCCAAAAGCCCCGAAGUGGCGUGUUCUGCUUUCUGAUAACGGAAGCCCGUGAGACGACUGCGCUGGAAAUGCCGGACCACGAAAAUACGUUCGUGCUAAAGGCAGAUAACAAUAUGGAGUACGUGAUCGAGGCGCGCGAUACCGACGAUAUGCGAAGCUGGUUGGCGACGAUACGCUAUUGUAUGCGUAGCACUCCGACGUCGCAAAUGCCACCGAUAUCCGAUCUGAGCGUUGUGAUGAACACCUCGAUAUCACAUGGUGGUGGCGGAGGUGCUCCCGGUGGCGGGGGAACAACUGGAGCUGGUGGAGCAGCUAUUUCUAACAGUUUGGUGCAUGAUGUAAAUAACCUUAGCUUGAACCAGUCCGCAUUGAACGCUGUGCCAACAAUGAUGGCGCCAGAAUUACCGCCGCGACGCCCGGACGAUAGGAUAUCAUCUUCCUCGAAUUUCGAAUUGACCGAAGGAGACCUGGAUCAGGCGCAUGAGACUGAUACUGACCUGACAGCUAUAAUGCGCGAGUAUCCUUGGUUUCAUGGUAUGCUAGCACGGUCCGAAGCAGCCCAGUUAGUGCUACACAAUGGUAUCUCUAGUCACGGUGUGUUCCUCGUGCGACAAAGUGAAACCCGUAAGGGUGAAUUUGUUCUAACUUUCAAUUUCCAAGGCAAAGCAAAGCAUCUACGAAUGACGCUAAACGAUUUGGGCCAGUGUCGUGUCCAACAUUUAUGGUUUCCAUCUAUAACGGAGAUGCUGGAACACUUUCGACAACAUCCGAUUCCGCUUGAGUCCGGCGGUACAGCAGAUGUCACGUUGACGAAUUUUGUCGUGCUACCGUCACAUGCAAUGGCCACCACGCAGUCGAAUAGUAACAAUUAUUCCACAACAUCUAUUGGCGGUGGAGGUGGUACAGGAGCUGGAUCCGGUGCUAGUGGCAAUCCCAAUACGAGUCCACGACAUCCCUUGCAAGUAAUCACUAUGAGUGGCAGUGUGCGCAUCAAAACGUGCGACCUAGAGCUGUCUCAGCAGACGAUUCCGGUUCAUGAAAUUGCUGGUGGACAGGGCGCUGGUGGUGCUAGUACAACGGGCCAAGCAACGGUGUCCAGUGGGGGACAGCAGGCAGCAUCCUCUUCGGGGGCCGGAGAAGAUGGCCAACGGGCCGUCGAUAAUCAAUACAGUUAUGUCUGAAACGAAGUCGUUGGCCCCAACAGCGGGGACACUGAGGAAUUGAAUACCGUCAAUACUGGCAGAUUGGGACAUCUUCACGCGAUCGGAUUGCAGGAAUUGGACGACGCUUUGCCAAAACCAAAAUCUAACACAAAAAAAGCAGAUAUAGGAAACAAGAGAGCGGGCAUGUGUUCACAUCUGUAGAACAAAGUAGUAGCUUUUCAAAAUUGUAAAUAUUAGUGCUUCAACAAAUCAAACACCUAUAUUUAAUGUUUACAAUUACUUUAGAAGAAUGUUCUUAAACUUUUUAGCUAGUGCUUAGCAAAACUCAGACAGUUUAAAACUGCAUUUAUGAACGUCGUCUUACAAAGUGAACGAACAACUUGUUCGGCUCGAUAAAUGAUUGAAAAACAAAAAGAAAUAAAUAUUAAUUUUUUACAGAGCAUUACUAAAAGCCUAUAGGCUGACACCCGUUACCGGAAUGUUUAUUGUCGUAUAUUUAUAACUGCUUACCUGGGAAAAGGAUGUAUUGCUUUUUCUGUUAGCGAAGAAGCAUUCUACAGCAGAACAAACAACUUCCGCUCGCGAUCAGCAAACUGAGAAACACAUUUACUGUAAACACUGUGUACAUAGCAAUGGCUUAUCUAUCAGGCAACAUUCAUGCUUUUUGUGAUUACGAAAGCGAAAUAAAAAAAAUAGAAGAAAAAUUUAUAUAAACAUAACUACCUAAUGCAAAUAGAAGACGAAAAACGAAUAAAAUCAUGUAAUGUGUGUAAAAAUGGUAUUAUGCUGCUGUAAUAUGUAAAAUUUGAAAG
Messenger RNA from Sabethes cyaneus, 3102 nucleotides. It is a transcript of the gene Lnk, whose product is annotated as SH2B adapter protein 2. Gene Ontology annotation, cellular component: plasma membrane. Gene Ontology annotation, biological process: intracellular signal transduction. The transcript has 6 exons. Lineage: Eukaryota; Metazoa; Arthropoda; Insecta; Diptera; Culicidae. The record is from RefSeq and is a predicted model, not a curated record. Gene Ontology annotation, molecular function: transmembrane receptor protein tyrosine kinase adaptor activity. The coding region runs from base 392 to 2308 and encodes 638 amino acids.